AACAAAUGUGUAAGAGUUGUUACGGAGAAAUUUGUGGGAAGUGGACUAUACCAUAGUCAAUUACAGUAAAAAUCGGGCAAAAAUCGACGUAAAAAUCUCCAGGAUGUCUCGGCAAACUGGGCGGGGAACGGAGACCAAGAAAGUGAGUGCGGAGUUGUUUACGCUGACCUAUGGGGCCUUGGUGGCGCAGCUCAUUAAGGACUACGAGAGCGACGAGGAAGUCAACAAACAGCUCGACAAGAUGGGCUACAACAUCGGAGUGAGGCUGAUCGAGGACUUCUUGGCUCGUUCGUCCGUGGGGAGAUGUCACGACUUCAGGGAAACUGCCGACGUCAUCGCGAAGGUGGGGUUUAAGAUGUUCCUGGGCAUCACGCCGACUGUAGCCAACUGGAGCCCAGCGGGGGACGAGUUCUCGUUAGUUCUGGAUAACAACCCGCUAAAGGAGUUUGUGGAACUCCCAGACGGACACCAGAACCUGAACUACUCCAACCUGCUGAGCGGGGUCCUCAGGGGCGCUCUCGAGAUGGUCCAAAUGGAGGUAGAUGUGACGUUUCUCCAAGACGCCUUGAAGGGCGACAACACCACAGAAAUUCGUCUUAAGUUCAUCCGGAGACUAGAAGACGCCUUGCCGGCAGGGGAGGAAUAGAACAGACAUCUCCAAGGAGUCGGUUCCAAGGAGUUGGUUAUUCUGGACCAGUAUGUUACUAGGGUAUCAUUCAGGAUCUACAGUGGGUUACUUAUAGCUUUGUUAAACAAGUAUGUCGUCGGCAGAAUAUACUGUGCCUGCAUGAAAGUCGUAAUGGAUUGUGCAUAGGACCUCGGCAAAAUGUCUCUUUUGAUGUUGUGUCGGGAAAGAAGUUAUGUGCAACUGGCAAAAGCUAUGGUAGCCACACAUCCAACGCAAACCGUUCUGCUCAGCACAGCACAUUCUGCCGACAUACUAGAUGUACAAAUGUAGAGUAUAAGAUGAGCAAAGAUUGAAUAGAAUUCCUAUCAUUGACCCAUAGCACCAUACUGUACGUACAGACAUACAGGAGAAUGGUAUGUCCAUAUGAUACAUUGUCACUUUUACCUUUAGCCUGCUAAGGCAGCCUUUUGGCAUCAAAUCUGUAUUAGUUAAGGGUUAGGCAGCAGGGGGAAGGUUAACCAUUAGAUGACUAAGGUAGACAUUUGGCACCAAAUCUGUAUUGGUUAUAGGGUUAGGCAGCAGGGAGAAGGUUAACCAUUAGAUGACUAAGGUAGACAUUUGGCACCAAAUCUGUAUUGGUUAUAGGGUUAGGCAGCAGGGAGAAGGUUAACCAUUAGAUGACUAAGGUAGACAUUGCACCAAAUCUGUAUUGGUUAUAGGGUUAGGCAGCAGGGAGAAGGUUAACCAUUAGA
Messenger RNA from Branchiostoma belcheri (Belcher's lancelet), 1380 nucleotides. Its product is annotated as trafficking protein particle complex subunit 3-like. Lineage: Eukaryota; Metazoa; Chordata; Leptocardii; Amphioxiformes; Branchiostomatidae. The transcript is spliced from 5 exons. Gene Ontology annotation, biological process: endoplasmic reticulum to Golgi vesicle-mediated transport; intra-Golgi vesicle-mediated transport. The record is from RefSeq and is a predicted model, not a curated record. Bases 104 to 646 code for a protein of 180 amino acids. Gene Ontology annotation, cellular component: cytosol; cis-Golgi network membrane; TRAPP complex.